AUGGACAAUCGUUAUACAGAAGCCGAUUCGACAACUUCGGAAUGGAAUAGUCCACCAUCUACUUAUAAUAGCAAUACAGAGUCUAAUUUGAAUACUGCUAUUGACAACAAUUUACAACAUUCAUCUAAUAGUUUGAAUCGUGAAGAUGGUUAUGAUAAUUUAACAAAAGAUAGUUAUACUACCCGUGAAUAUAAAAUUGAGGAACAUCCGCAUACUAGUAGUUAUAGUUCCGAAUAUCAAAAACAUGAAAAUAAUAUCACGACGAGCAACAGUGAUAAUCAUCCAUCAUCAACAACACAAAAACGGUUCGAAUCAAGAAAUCAUCUUCCAACAUCUAGUAAUAUUGCAAAUGGUAAUAGUUCAGUUACACCCAUGGAAUUAAAAAAAACAGAACAAUUUGGUAAACAACAUGCUGAGGAUAUUAUUACAAAAGCAAAAAGAGUUUUACGUCAUCAAUUCGAACGGACUCAACAAAGUGUUCAACAAGUACAUAAAAAAGCCGUUUCAAUGGUACCACCAGAGGGAAAAGAUCUUGUUUAUUGGAAACGACCAAUACAUACUGGAGUCGUGUUUGGUAUAUUAUUAGCAUCCAUAAUAACAUUUAUGUUCUUGUCAUCGCUUGCUGCCAUUUCAUUUUGGUUAUUAGCAUUAUUAAUAACCAUUGGUUUACAUAAAUUAUAUAAUUAUGUUAUGAGUACGUUCCUUGGACGUGAUACUGAGGAUUUAUUUGGUUCAUUAGUUCCACUAGAUGUAAGCGUUUCUCAAGAUACAGCUCGAGCUAUUUCGGAUUUUGUUCAUAAAAAUGGUACAAAAACGUUAAAAAUGGCACGACAUUUGUUUUUAUGGGAAAAUCUGACUGAUUCGGUUAUUGUUCCAAUUGAUCGUACUGCAAAAAAUAUUCUUGAUAAAAUUAACCAACUGUUAACGAAUAUUACAUCAAAACUACCAAGUAGUGCAAAAGCUAAAAAGCCUUGA
This is a messenger RNA of Didymodactylos carnosus, 975 nucleotides long. The record is from the annotation of a GenBank genome assembly. NCBI's taxonomy places the organism in Eukaryota, Metazoa, Rotifera, Eurotatoria, Philodinida, Philodinidae.